GAAAUUAGGCGCCGCGGGACGAGAUAUUGUCUUGUCUGGUAAUUGGGCAACUACCUGCCUAUUAUCCCAGGAAGAACAUCCUAACCAUUUUCGACUUUUGUUUCCUAUUCCUAAAAUUCAAUAAAGAAACAUUUAUCCUACGACCGAAACAAAAGUCCGAAAUCUUGUGAAAUCUUCGCAAUGUUUCUUCCUUUCUAUUUUCAGCAACAACAUAUAUGAAUCAUUUAUCCGUAUAUGCACAUACAUGCAUAUACACAUAUUCAUCCACCCAGCCCCUGCAAUUCCAAUUCUGCGGCCCAAUUUCUCCCUCAGACUCCACCGGGGAUGUUCUUCUGACAUUUAACGGUUGUGAAAAAAGGGAUCAGGAGAGAGAAUUCAUUAGAACUGUAGUGCAUGUAUUUGUGAGCUGGGUUCUUUCAAAUCAGAGUGAAAGAUGUCUAUCCAUCAGGGCAAUUCAGACGGCAACAAUGGCUCAGCAGUUUAUUCACGUGCUGAAGGCUCCUGCCUCUAUGAACUUCUACAAUUGGAAAUCACCCCAAGUUUUCGUCGUCAAAUGGAUAUACAUGACAAAUCUUUAAGUCCUCGGCUUAGACUGCAGGCUCUGUUGAAAGAAUCCAACAAUAAAAAUUGUGCUGAUUGUGGAUCUCCAGAUCCAAAAUGGAUAUCAGUGAGUCUCGGAGUUUCAAUAUGUAUCAAGUGCUCUGGUGUACAUAGAAGUCUUGGAGUGCAUAUAUCAAAGGUUUUAUCGGUGAGUCUGGACGAGUGGACAAAUGACCAAGUCGAUGCUUUCAUAGAAAUGGGUGGGAACGCCAUUGCAAACAUGAAGUAUGAAGCUGCCCUUCCAGAUAAUUUUAAGAAGCCAAAACCGGAUUCAUCUAUAGAAGAGCGCACCGACUUUAUAAGGAGAAAAUACGAGAAGCAACAGUUUCUGAACUACGAUGUACAUAUGCUAUGUCCGGUUGCAUCUUCUGCAUCCCCCUCUUAUUGCGAUACAUUAGCCUAUUAUUCUAGCACAACGCCCGAGAGGAAACACCAAUAUGAACAGAAGCACUCGAAUAGCCAUCAUCGCGCCCAUGGCUUUGGGCAUUUCCGCCAUAGCCGGAGAAGGAAAGAGUCUGAUCACCACAGGAGUAGGAAAAGUAUUUCAACGGCAGGUAUGGUUGAAUUCAUAGGACUUAUAAAGGUCAAUGUGGUGAGAGGUACCAACCUGGCUGUUCGCGAUAUGGUAACUAGCGACCCUUAUGUUAUUCUGUCGUUGGGAACCCAGUCGGUGAAAACUCGCGUUAUAAAGAACAAUCUGAACCCGGUCUGGAACGAGAAGCUGAUGUUGUCAAUCCCAGAUACCAUUCCUCCAUUAAAAGUGCUGGUGUAUGACAAGGAUACAUUCACAACGGACGAUUUUAUGGGGGAGGCCGAGAUCGACAUCCAACCUCUCGUGGUGGCUGCACGAGCAUCGGAGGGUUCUCCGACACCACAAAACGAGCCAGCAACGCCACAGCCAGCAGCAACGACACAGCCAGCGGGGAAAUGGAAGACGGUGAAGGAGAACACGCUGCACGUUAAGGAUGGCGUUAUACAGCUCUCAGAGGGGAAGGUGAAACAGGAAAUAGCAAUAAAGCUGCAGAAUGUUGAAAGGGGUGUGCUGGAGAUUGAGCUUGAAUGUGUCCCUCUAACUCAAUAGAAGCCCAAGGGUGGUUGAAGAAUCUAAAGGAAAACAAAAAAAAAAAAACAAAAAACAAAAAAAAAGGAAUGCAGGAAAAUUACUUCUUUUAUUUUAUUUUAUUUUAUUUUUAUUUUUAUUUUAUUUGAACUGUUUUUGACUCAAAUGUAAAGUGUGGAAAAACCAUUUUAUGCUUUGGAAUGGAUAAAAUCCUUUAUCCAUACCAUACCAUGA
Ipomoea triloba (trilobed morning glory) is the source of this 1894-nucleotide messenger RNA. Its product is annotated as probable ADP-ribosylation factor GTPase-activating protein AGD11. Gene Ontology annotation, molecular function: phospholipid binding; GTPase activator activity. The coding region runs from base 434 to 1681 and encodes 415 amino acids. The transcript is spliced from 10 exons. The record is from RefSeq and is a predicted model, not a curated record. NCBI's taxonomy places the organism in Eukaryota, Viridiplantae, Streptophyta, Magnoliopsida, Solanales, Convolvulaceae.